CCAACAGCCGGGUCCCAAUUGGCGUACGUUGACCACUACCAAUACAGCGGCGGCGUGGGGGACUACGAUGACGACGACGAGCACCGGAACGAGGUGACGCCCGUCUUCACCGCCAAGGGGCAGCGGUUCUCCGUGGAAGUGGGCGGAGACAUUACCUUCCCUUGCCAGGUGGAGAACCAAGGUGACUACAUGCUGAUGUUCAAGCAAGCGCUGCCUGACGGGGAACAAGUCAUGCUGUUCGUGGGCAACCUCACGCUCAGACCGUUCAUGCGCCUGACCAAAGUGGGCAACUCCUUCACUCUAAGCGGCGUGCGCAGGAGUCACGCCGGCCGCUACGUGUGCCGUAUAGAGACGUCCCCGGCCAUCGAAGUGACGCACACACUCGACGUACAGUACCCGGCGACGGUGCGCCGCGUGGGGGAGGAGAUGCAGCAGGUGCUGAAGGGGUCCACCGUCACCCUGGAGUGCAUGACGGAGGGCAACCCGCCCGCGGCCAUCACCUGGAGCCACCAGCACGCCCACCUGCCCGCCGCCAAGCAGGCCAACAAGCAGGGGCAGAGCAUCAUCACCCUGGAGAACGUGGACAAACAACUCGAGGGAACUUACACCUGCACAGCGUCCAACGGUGUGGGUGCCCCGUCCUCCGCCUCCACCACCAUCCAAGUGGAGUACCCGCCCGAGGUCUACACUGAACAGGCCAUGGUGCACACGGGGGAGGGUGACCUGGCCCAGCUGGUGUGCGUGGUGGAGGGGCGGCCCACUCCUACCGUCUCCUGGACCAAGGGGGGACUUUCUGUUGACCCUACGCGCCACAUGUCCAAGCACAACGGCCGCCACCACCACGGCCUCACCAUCAGCGGCGUCACCACGGAGGACUUCGGCGAAUACACCUGCUCCGCCGUGAGUCCCCUGGGCAGCGCCAAUGCCACGAUACGGCUGACAGGGUUGCCCAGGACCCCCAAGAUCACCAGCAGCCCUGCAGGAGGCGAGAAGACGACCUACACGCUCACCUGGGAGACGGAGACCUACACGCCCAUCACCAUGUAUCGCCUGCAGUACCGGGAGAGGGUGGACGAGUACAUGAACUCCAUCAAACAGGCCCCGAGGCAGUGGACCAUCGGGCUGCACAACAACAGGACGUUCUGGUCUCAUCACGGGCUGGCGGGGAACAUCCAGCACAUGUCGCACCCCAUCGUCGACCUGCAGCCUGCCACUGACUACGAGGCGGUGGUGUCGGUGGAGAACAAAUUUGGCUGGUCCGGCGACUCUGAGGUGUUCCACUUCUACACGAGGAAAGAAAUGGCGGUGGGGCAUUCGACCAGCGGGGGAGAGAUGGCAACCCACACCCAGCCGCUCCUCCUCCUCUUCCUCCUCCCUCUCCUCCUCCUCUUCGUUUCUUCUCCCCUCCUCACCGUCUCUCACUUCUCCUAAGAUAGUUCCCUCGUUUUGUCCUCCUCCUCCUCCUCCUCCUCCUCCUCCUCGCCUCAUCUUGUGCUGCUAAUGAUCGUGAAAACCUGCUGCGCCAUCUGGAUGUCCGUGGAGCCCCCGUGCCUGGCGUGCGUGCGUGCGUGUGUGUGUGUGUGUGUGUGUGUGUGUGUGUGUCAUUAGCAGGCUGAGCGAACACUUUUAAGGCCCUGUGAUUUUUUUUUGUGUGUGUUUUUUGUGGUGAUUUUCAAAACACAACUCUUCUCCCUCUUUCACGUUCAGAGGGAGAGAUCAUUCCCCGCCGACAGAGGCAGAAAGUAACUUGUACAUAACUGACACAAGCACAGCAAAGGUGAAAAAGAGUUAAUGUAAGUGUUCCUUAUCGUUAUUUUCUUGUACGGUACUGAUAACAACAACAAAAAAACAGGAAAAAAACAUGUAUUAUAAUAUUAUAUGCUACACAACUUAGAUUAAGAUUUAUGUACGUAUGUAUGUAUGUAUUUUUCUCUCUGUCUCUCUCACUAUCUACCUAUCUUUCUAUCUAUCUAUCUACCUUUUUUAUAUACGUGCGUACAUAUAAAUAAAUGUAAGAUUAGUUUGUUGUAUCCGUGUUUUUAUUGAUUGUAUAUAUUUUUGUAAAAGUCAAUUGAAGUACUACAUAAUUAUAACAUUUUCUAGCACCAGACUCUCCUGAUAUUACUAAACAUAAGACGGUGAACAGCAAUUAAUUAACAAUGACCAAAUUCAACAAAACAAAUAUGUAUAAAUAGUCUGCCGCGUGUACAUGCAUUUUGUGUAUUGAAUUUUGCCUGGAUAUAUUUUUUUUCUUCUGCGGGAGAGACGCCAGACUUCUAAACUAAGAAUCGCCACUUUCGAAACCUUCACUGCGAUGUAUAUACGUACAUUAUAACAAACUCUAUUUCUAUAUCUACUUCGUCAUUUGACCCACGCUAGCAUUCCAAACUCAGUCUCCUUAUUCUGUCCUCUUUACCCCGUCUAUAAUCCUCUAGUUCUGUCGUCUAGCAUUUUCAUUUCUGUACGUAUUUUGUCACUUAACAAACCCUAUAAUUCAAACCUCAGAUUCUUCACAUUCUGACCUCUUUACCUCGUCUAUAAUCCUCUAGUUCUGUCGUCUAGCAUUUUUAUUUCUGUACGUAUUUAGUCACUUAACAAACCCUAUAAUUCAAACCUCAGAUUCUUCACAUUUUGACCUCCUUACCUCGUCUAUAAUCCUCUAGUUCUGUCGUCUAGCAUUUUGAUUUCUGUACGUAUUUAGUCACUUAGCAAACCCUAUAAUUCAAACCUCUGAUUCUUUACAUUAUGUCCUCUUUACCUCGUCUAUAAUCCUCUAGUUCUGUCGUCUAGCAUUUUUAUUUCUGUACGUAUUUAGUCACUUAGCAAACCCUAUAAUUCAAACCUCUGAUUCUUUACAUUAUAUCCUCUUUACCCCAUCUAUAUUCCUUUAGGUCUCUUGUCUAGCAUUUUCAGCCCUUCAUUGUUUAAUCCUGAUCCUCCUCCUCCCUUGAAUUUCAUCCCCAGUUCUUUUCUAAACACUUAAAACCUGGGGAAAGUAAACUGUGGUAGCCUGGAUAUCACACUGGCCCUGAUUUUCGCCCAUCACAGACUCAAGGGGCAAUGUUACGGAGAUGAGCACCGAGGCCACGCGCAGCUAUAGCGUAUACCCCCAACUUACCCUUUACGUAGAGACAAGCUUCAUCAACUACGAUCUUCUCUCAGUAUUCCCGAUCAUUGUUUUCCGGCUCUCCCUCAGUCUCCGUGUUCCGCAUUUUCACGUUACUGUCUCUCCAGCUCCCUCAGUCCCUUUUAGAAGUCUUCACCUGCAGCCUCGUCUCUCCAUUAGCCUCACACGCCACUAAUGCACCUCAAUGGAUCUCCCGCUUCUUUACGCCGGACACACACUCUUGUACCAGCACCCAACCAGCCAGCCAGCCAGCCAGUCAGUUAGCAGCAGGUGGAUGCGUGGUGUUUACAGUCAUGCAGAGAGGCUUGGCUGGCUAAGUGGCUGUGUGAUGUUUGUUUAGCAGUCUGUUUUGUGUUAGUUAUGUUACUCGUGAUUUCAAAGGAUGCAGAUAAAUAUAUGAAAAUGAUGAUAAUGUGUAUAAUCUUAGUGAUACUUUUGUUUGAUCCUACUGUGCUCUUUCAUUUGAUGGUUGAUGCUGUUAUUAUUAUUAUUAUUGUUGUUGUUUUUGUUGUCGUUGUUAUUAUUAUUAUUACUAUUAUUAUUAUUAUUAUUAUUAUUAUUAUUAUUAUUAUUAUUAUUAUUAUU
Eriocheir sinensis (Chinese mitten crab) is the source of this 3712-nucleotide messenger RNA. Its product is annotated as roundabout homolog 2-like. Gene Ontology annotation, molecular function: protein binding. The record is from RefSeq and is a predicted model, not a curated record. Lineage: Eukaryota; Metazoa; Arthropoda; Malacostraca; Decapoda; Varunidae. The transcript has 10 exons. The coding region runs from base 190 to 1431 and encodes 413 amino acids.